Molecule: messenger RNA, 1250 nt
Organism: Asparagus officinalis (garden asparagus)
Lineage: Eukaryota; Viridiplantae; Streptophyta; Magnoliopsida; Asparagales; Asparagaceae
Exons: 4
Coding region: 87-1250 (387 amino acids)
Source: RefSeq, a predicted model, not a curated record
ACAGUUGAUUUAGUAUCUGUUGUGUUGUCUUUUACAGUAAACAUGAUAUAAGAAUUUGUUGCAAUAUCCGUGGAUAUUGUCAAUUUAUGGAUGGCAUUGUCCCACAAAUGAGGUCUGAACAUUGGAGGGCUUAUGGAUCCUCCAAUUUCAAGAACUAUGUUAGUUUUGGUAUGAUUCCAUCCGACAAGGCCACCAUCAUGCUGCUGCUGGAUAAUGUGGAUUUAGCCACGGGGAAGUUUUUCUUCAAUGAUAGCCAAACCGGGACUAAACAAGCGUACACGUUUGAUCUAAAUUGGGUGCGCAAACAUACUCGGUUUAAUGAUGAAGGGGAGAAACCCGAAGGCAAUCGCGACAUGGAUAAUAGGAUAUGGACCACAUACUUCAGCAACAAGCAACAAUCACAAUACAAGAGUGGCCGAGGCUACCUUGAGGCCCUAUUGGAGAAAUUGGUUCGGUCCAAAAAGAAAUCCGAUGUUUCGGAUUUUGUUAUGCUUCAAAUCCUCUAUCAAUUGACAAUGAUAUGGACCCCGACCGCGAGAAUGAAUGCACCGCGGCAUAUGUUCAAAUAUGUGGCUCGAGUAGAUGCGGUUGAUCAUUUCCCAUGGGCGACAAUCAUCUAUAAGGAAUUGUGGGACUCCUUCAAGGCUGUGAAGAAAGCGACGAAGGGGCUGACAUAUCUUAGCGGCUGCGCUCCCUUGCUAUCGCUAUGGUAUUAUGAGAUAUCAAACAUUAAGGAGCCGGCGAAAGUGGAUGAAUCGAAGCCACCAAUGACCAAUUGGACAUUGGAGGGUAAGAAAGUGGGUUCACUGCGGACUACAACAAUAACGAAGAAAUCGGAGGCCGCAAUCCACAUCUUACCGGAGCAUGACCUGCCGCGGUAUGUACAUGAGGAGAUCAAGCAUAAGUCUACAAAGAGGAGGGCUGAAAUGGAGGAGGAAGCUACGGGUGAAAAAGCUUCGAGGAAGAAAAGAGUGGAAAAAGGGGAUGACGCUUAUAAAAAGUUGGUGAUGCUAAAUGAAGCCUAUGAGCAAGAACUUGUUGCUCGUGGCGUUGAUACGAUGGCCAUUAAGGCCGAAAUUGAGAAAAGAUUUGAGGAAGAGAAACAAAUCAUGCCCAAAAAAGAAGAGCCUCAAAUAGAGAGACAAGAUGAGGCGGAGAAAGAAGAAGGGAAGGAAGAGAAAGCAGAGGGAGAAGGUGAUCAAGGCCAAGAAGUGGGCAUUGAACUUGAGCAGCUAACUCUCCUACGGUAG